Penaeus indicus is the source of this 1203-nucleotide messenger RNA. RefSeq lists its product as uncharacterized. The transcript is spliced from 8 exons. The record is from RefSeq and is a predicted model, not a curated record. Lineage: Eukaryota; Metazoa; Arthropoda; Malacostraca; Decapoda; Penaeidae. Bases 105 to 944 code for a protein of 279 amino acids.
UUUCGAGUCAGUCUGCUCCCAGUGCUAAAGGAGGAAGGAGGUACUAACACUUCUUAUAAAAAAAAGCCUCUCACCUAGCCCUAGAACGAAGCCCUCCAGUGACAAUGUCUGAAGAAGGUAACGUGAAAGUCCUCAACGAAACAGGCGAAGGAAGCCAUGCGCAGGACCUCGACUCCGUGGCUGUGUCCCAACGGCUGCAAAGGGCGAUGCUGAAGAUGACGGGGAAGUUUUUAGACGAAACAACAGGCAAAGUGAAUUAUACAAGUCUGAGAACAUCGGAGGAAUUCAGGGAAUAUUGUGCGAUGGCGGGACAGCUUCGUGCAGUCGACGUCGAGAAACUGGACGAGAAGGAGAAGCUGGCGUUCUUUAUCAACGUCUACAACGCCCUGACGGUGCACAGCCUGACGGAGAUUCAGGGCGAGAGGAGCAUCGACACCGCCCUCGAUGUCCCCGCCUUCUGGAGUAGCCACGCCUACAGGAUCGGCCCCUUCGUCUGCUCUCUGGACGAUAUCGAGCACGGGGUUCUCAGAGUGAACAAGGCCCACCCUAGCACCGGACGACCCGUGAUGCCCGAGGACGACCCGAGACUCAAGUACCAGGUCUCGACACUUGAGCCUCGGAUACACUUCGCCCUCAACUGCGGCGCUAUGUCCUGCCCGAUGGUCCGCGUCUACAGCAGCAACAACUUGGAAGUGGCUCUCGAGGGUGCUACGAGGUCCUACUUGACCCAGGAAGUGAAAGUCGAGGACGAGGUGGUGAGGCUGCCCGAGAUCCUCAGCUGGUAUCGAGAUGACUUCGCUCCCGACCAGAUGGGGAUGCUGAGAUGGAUCAGGACGUACCUGGAGGAGAAGGAGCAGCUGGCCCUCGACACUCUGAUGGCAACUGGAGGCUCAGCUGGUCCCAAGGUCGAGUUCUUCUACAACUGGUCCUUGAAUAAACUCUAGCAAGGGCUGAACGACCGGGUUUCUGUGAAAGGAGGAUUUUUCUUAAUUUUGUUUCUGGGUCGAAUGUAUUUUUUGAAAAAUGUACAUGUUGGAUGUACGUUUUGAAGUGGGAAAUAUAGAUUAUUAUUACUGUUAUUGUCAUUAUUAAUAUUAUUAUCAUCAUUAUCAUUAUUGUUAUUAAGUAAUAAUAAGGUAAGACGUUCUUGUUGGUGGAUGGAGUUAUGUAUAUAUUUUCUUUGAAUAGAUUUUUUUGGUUGAA